This is a messenger RNA of Centrocercus urophasianus (Greater sage-grouse), 627 nucleotides long. It is a transcript of the gene LYRM9, whose product is annotated as LYR motif containing 9. The coding region runs from base 154 to 483 and encodes 109 amino acids. The transcript has 6 exons. The record is from RefSeq and is a predicted model, not a curated record. NCBI's taxonomy places the organism in Eukaryota, Metazoa, Chordata, Aves, Galliformes, Phasianidae.
CAGGUGUUACUGGGUGUUCUACUCCGGAAUUACCGCGUAGCUUUGCUGUCACGUUUGUUUUUAAAACACUUCAGUUACGAGUUUACUUGGGAAAAAAAACACGGAAGGGCUCGUUUACAACUGGUUUAUGACCGCAGGGCGCGGGCGGAGGAAAUGCCAGGUCUCACUUUCUGCUGGACUUCGGCAGAGCUGAUCUGUGAGGAUAAUCGAGGCUCUUUUGCUCUGAAUGCUCUGAAAAGCUUGGUAAUGGCUCCACUACCCAGUGCUGGGUCAGUUCGGAGCGCUCUGCAGUUAUACCGUUAUUUGCUCCGAUGCUGUAAGCAGCUUCCUGAAGAGAAUAUUCGUCAGCAUUACAGACAUGCAAUCAGGCAGAGUUUCAAAGUUCAUGCUGAUGAAGAUGAUCCUGAUAGAAUACAGCAAAUUAUUAAGAGAGCCAUUGAGGAUGCUGACUGGAUCAUGAACAAAUAUAAAAAGCAGAAGUAGAAGAAGGAUGAAGACAAGAAUGUCAUUGGUAAACAUCCUUAGAUGACAUCAGUCGAUUGCAUGUUCCCUGUGACCCUAAUUUCUACACUCUCCAGAAAAGACUCCAUUCAGCUGAGUUCUGUGCGCUCAAUGGCAUGAUCACUG